Brassica napus (rape) is the source of this 597-nucleotide messenger RNA. RefSeq names its product glucan endo-1,3-beta-glucosidase 1-like. NCBI's taxonomy places the organism in Eukaryota, Viridiplantae, Streptophyta, Magnoliopsida, Brassicales, Brassicaceae. The record is from RefSeq and is a predicted model, not a curated record. Bases 121 to 498 code for a protein of 125 amino acids. The transcript has 4 exons.
AUAUAUAAACAUACACAAGACCAAACACAACUCGUUCUCCUGUAUAUUAAAAUUCAGAAGAAAAAGUGGGAUCUAAAGAUAUUUCUAGAAAGAAUAUUUCAUCUUCUAGAAAUAUAACCAAUGGCAAUCAAGAAUUCAUUCUCUCUUUUACUAUCUUCAUUGAUGGUGUUUGCUCUGAUCGCCAUACCCACAAUUUCAGGACAGCCAAGCGGAACAACAUGGUGUGUAGCCAAUCCCAAGGCACAGGACCCAGUGGUACAAGCAGCUCUAGGUUGGGCUUGUCAACAGAGUGAAGCAUACUGUAGCAGGAUUCAGCGUGGCCAAAAUUGCUAUUCGCCUAACACUCUCAGGGACCAUGCCUCUGUUGUCUUCAAUACUUACUACCAACAUAAUAAGAACCAAGCCGGUUCUUGUGAUUUCAAUAGUGCUGCAGUGAUCACCCACACCGACCCUAGUCAUGACACUUGCCAAUUUGAGUCUGUCCCUGGUUCUAAGUAAAUAGCAAAGACGAAAUGAAGCCAUCUUCUGCAACUAAUGAAUAAACUUAUGUACUAAUAUUGAAUACUAAAUAAAAUGCAGUGCAUAUGAUUACAUUAA